Frieseomelitta varia is the source of this 1601-nucleotide messenger RNA. RefSeq lists its product as uncharacterized. The record is from RefSeq and is a predicted model, not a curated record. The coding region runs from base 89 to 1225 and encodes 378 amino acids. Lineage: Eukaryota; Metazoa; Arthropoda; Insecta; Hymenoptera; Apidae. The transcript has a single exon.
GGUAACCACUCUCUUCGUUUAAUUUCGGUCGUUGGUAAAAGAGUGUGUCAGACGAGUAUUGCAAAAGGUUCACGAGAGGGAAUCGACAAUGGAGAACGUGUACGUGAUAAAAGUAAAAACGCAGCCAGCUCUGUCCUCGUUGUAUCCAUCAGAGCGACGUUACUCGGCGUCGACCGUCGGUGGCCUGUCCUUCGUGCACUUCGGUCUCGGCGCGCUUUCGCUUCUGCUGGGCAGCCUGGCCUUAUCUCUUCAAGGUCCAAUCCUGUCAGUGGCGUGUCUGGUUCCCUUCGUGACCGGUCUGCUCGCCUGGAGAAGAUGGUACAUCGAUCGAAACAUCACCAUCUUCUUCUACGGAAGUCUGUUCUCCCUGACGGCGGCGAUUCUCUGUUUUAUCGCCACGAUGUUCGACAUUGCGGCUGCUGUCGAGAGCAGAGGUUCCUUGUGGUCUUUCGGCAAGAUCGUCGAGCAGCCACGAGACCAUUCUCACCUCGUUGAAUAUCUGAGGAACAACACGACAUUGAACGACGUCGAUAUUGUUACGUCGCUCGACGAGAACAAUUUCAAUACCAGUGGAACCUACGACCACUCUUCGAGGACACAUUCUUACUCUCCCACGCCUGGAAUUGUGUUUGACAACAUGUCGAAUAUCUCUGGAUACAUCUUGAGAACCUCGACGAUUUAUCCCGAGGGAGAUGAUGUCGAAAGUUCACGGAAGUUGUUGGCUAACACCGAUGACAGAAACGAGGGGAAUUUGCAACGAGGUUCGUCAGUGAAUGUGACAGAGAAGUCCUUGGGAAUGAUCGAGAGCAGAAUGAUGUCACUCUGGUACAGGGAUCAUCGUCAGUCUUCGCACACCAAAAUCUUGCUCACGGUCAACGUGCUGGUGGCGUCUCUUCUCGAGGUAUUUUGGUCCGCGUUGAGCGUCAGAAUAGCUCUCCGAGGGAUGAUGAAUCGGUUGCCAGAGAGCAGCUACGUGAAUGGAGCGACCGGCAACGUGAAAUUGGACGAUGCAGCAAUGGGAAAGAGGAAACCGCCGGCACCAAGGCCGGACAUUCUGGAUCACGAUCGCAGGCUGUCGGAGAGCUUGCAAAAUUUGACAGCGUUGCACGGUCUGAGAAACUCGGGGCCGAGGUUACCUCUUCCGGAGUCCAGCAGAGAAUUUAGAGAGAGGGUGGAAAGAUUUCUGGCGAAUCAGGCAGCGCAUCGUAUCGUUGAAGGAUCUUGAUCUUGAAACAUGAACUUUGGACGUGGACAGAGACAAUUUGAGAUUAUUUGUGGAUAUUUAAUUUAAUAUUCACGGUAGUUUAACACUGGAGGAUUGAAAUGUGUAUUAAAACGAGAUGAUUUCUUGUAACAUGUAGUUUCUAUGACGUGUUAUUUUAGUGUAAUUCUCGAUCUCAGAAUGUACGCGAGUACAGUGAUUCACAGAAGUGGUUUGUAGUUCAGUAUUAUUACUAAGCAAUCGGAUUUAAAAUAUUUUCAGCAUUGAUAAUAACUGAUGAUUAAUUUAAAAUAUUUUCCAUCAUCUGAUUUCCAAAGAGUACCACAUUCUUAUUAUCUAAAAACAUUACAGAAGGCAAAUUUUUAUAUCAAACUCUUCU